AGAAAAUGAUGACUUUGACGUUCUAGACUGGUGGAAGUCAAAAGAAAGAACGUUCCCGAUUUUAGCACGGAUGGCUAAGCAAGUACUAUCAAUGCCGGUUUCAACAGUUGCUGUGGAACAAGAAUUUAGUUCGGUCGGCAACGUCCUAACGGCAUCUAGAUCGAGAUUGAGCGCGGAGUCUCUUGAGACGCUUAUAUGCUACCACGAUUGGUUGAAGGCCGCACGUAGAACCCAAGAAUUGAGCAUCACCCCCUCCCAAGAUUUUGUUAGAGAUAUUUUUAUUGUAAUUGUGAUCAAUGUUACUUUGCUAGUUUAUGGUUAGCUAGAAUAAUGAAUAGGCC
Molecule: messenger RNA, 341 nt
Organism: Cuscuta epithymum
Lineage: Eukaryota; Viridiplantae; Streptophyta; Magnoliopsida; Solanales; Convolvulaceae
Source: the annotation of a GenBank genome assembly